Gasterosteus aculeatus aculeatus (three-spined stickleback) is the source of this 3545-nucleotide messenger RNA. RefSeq names its product neural cell adhesion molecule 3 (gene ncam3). Gene Ontology annotation, biological process: homophilic cell-cell adhesion. The record is from RefSeq and is a predicted model, not a curated record. Gene Ontology annotation, molecular function: protein binding. Gene Ontology annotation, cellular component: plasma membrane; neuron projection. Lineage: Eukaryota; Metazoa; Chordata; Actinopteri; Perciformes; Gasterosteidae.
ACAGGUAGGGACCGUUGCAAGAAAAGGAAAACAGAGAAACGGAACGAGACAGGAAUGAACAUCACUCAGUCAUCGCCUUCCGAUUCUUUAUUCUUUACAUAGAUGACCACCAGUAACUCGUUUAUGGUUAAACGAGGAUGAGAGAGCUAAACUUUCUCUCACUCUCUCUCUCUCUCUCUCUCCCUCUCUCGUUUCCUCUCAUCUCCUCUGAUCUGGUGCUCCUAUAUAACCUCUGAGACGGACCCUCUCCCUGUCACACACUCACGUCUGGUGGUUUGGAAGCAAGUGUCUGCUCUUCAGCGUGAUAUGGAUUAACAUAUACUUGAGGUUUAAGGUUCUUUUUUUUUAAAAACUUUUAAGCCAUUCUAUCCAGCUGUGUUGGCUGGAAAACCUUCAGACUCAACAGACAAACUCAAGGGAUAGAAGAUCGGCAAUCAGGAGCCAGGCGAUCAUGACGAAACAAUCAGCUGUCAUCUUACAGGUGACCUUGAUGCUGCUACUGCAACGCAUAGAUGCAAAGAUUGAGAUUAUUACCAGAAAGCAGGAGGUUCAUGUGGGCGAAGAGACCCUACUGUUGUGUAAAGCUGGUGGAGAAGGAGAAAUAACGUGGCGGAAGGACAGUGAAGACAUCGACGAUGAAGAAAGGGUGUCAAAGGUGGAUGAGACUUCUUCCACAUUGGUCAUUAAGAAAGCCACGAUGCAGGAUGCUGGCAAAUAUGUCUGUGUGUGCAUGUUCGACAGCGGACACACAGAUGAAGUCGCGACACAGCUGUUUGUUUAUGAGGGUCCAUCGUUUGGCAGCACUCAGAUCCACCAUGAGUUUCUGGAGGGCACAAGGGGAGUGAUGCCGUGCCUGGUGACCGGCCAGCCAGCCGUAGAUGUUCACUGGCUCAAAGACAAGAAAGACAUCUCCUCUGACGCAGGACAGCGUGUGCGUCGACUGCCUGAUCGCACAGUCGUCUUUGACCCUGUGAAGAGAGAGGAUGCUGGGACGUACGAGUGUCAGGCUCGGAUCAGAGGAAGGGACAUCGAGAAGCUGCUCCGCGUCUCCGUUGUUGUCAAUGCUCCUCCUUCUGUACAUCUGAGAGAAGAGGAGAAAAAAGUGAUGGCAGAUAGCAAAGUUUCCCUGCUGUGUUUAGUGGACGGUCAUCCAAAACCCAACAUCACCUGGCUCAUGCCGGUGGCGUUUGACCCUUCGCGUCAUCAGUUUAACUCAGACCGCAGCGAGUUGACUAUGAUGUCUGUUACUAGGGCAGACUACGGCGAGUACGUCUGCACCGCCACCAACAAGAUAGCCGAGAGCAGCGCCACCAUUAUGCUUCAUGUUUACGAGGCCCCGGAGGUGUUUGUGUCAGCAGAGCAGCAGAGUGUUGCAGUGGGCCAGAGAGUGUCUGUGUCCUGUAACGUCUCCGGGCAUCCUCAGCCGGAGCUACACUGGCUCAACAAGCACAGCGGACGCACACUGAACUCCACCUCAUUUCCUGUCCACGUUGUUGAUGACGCAUUGGUGAUUGAUGAGGUAGUCCCCUCUGACGGUGGAAUGUAUUCCUGCAUGGCUGUCAGCAUCGCUGGAAAUGCAUCAAGAGACGUUGCAAUACACACCCAGCCUGGUCCACCAAACUACCUGUCAGUCUCUCCUGGCCCAUCCUCUGUCCUCUUCUCCCUCAAAACCCCACCCAUCAGUGGAGGAACACCAAUCACAAGCUUCGUCCUGCAGUGGAGGCAAAGUGCCACGGAACAGUGGAAGGAGAUCACGGUCCCGGCUUCAGCUCCUCUAGCCAUCACCCCCCUGAAGCCGUACACAAUGUACACAGUGCGUUUGGCUGCCUUGAAUGCUGUGGGAGUGGGAAAGUUUUCCGACGGAAAAAACGUCCGCACCCAGGCAUUCCGAGGUGAACCAGACAGCCCAGUUGUGUUGUCCAAUGAGAUGAAAGUAGAAGGAAACUCCUUCUCCGUCCCUCUUAAGCAGAGCGAUGAUGGUGGAACUCCCAUGCUGCACUUUGACGUACGAUACAGACAGGAUAAAGAGGGAACUGAGUGGAAAGAGAUGCAGCUGCCGUCCAAUGCUGACUCUGUCUCCCUUCAAGAGCUGUCCUACGGCUCAGACUAUAAACUGGAAGUUGUAUCCGUCAACCGUAACGGUUCCUCCAUCCCUGCAACGUUCAACUUCACCAUUGCAGAUCAACCUGUGAGCAGCAUGACCAAAGGCAACGUGGUUGCCAUCGUCAUGGUGAUCUUCCUGGUGGUAUUCUUGGUGAUAGACGCCACCUGCUGCUACAGAAAUCACUGCGGCCUGCUGAUGUCCAUCGCCGUGAAGAUCUUUGGACAGAAAGUCCCGGGCCUCCAAAUGCUUGAAGUAGGAGAAGGAACCAACGGAGAAGUGAAGAUGAAGGGUAUCUCCACUCCGAGAGGCAGUGUGCAACAUUCAGAUGCAAAGGAGCAGACGCUCGCUAAUGACGGGGGCCGGCUCACUGAGAUCACAUGCGACAAAGCGCCUCUUACCAAACACGAGAAAAAACCGGCGGGCAGAGACACGCACACUGCCAACGCAUGAGGCCAGAAACCGGAGAAACAAAACAGAAGCAGCGUGAGAAGGCGAGGAUGAGGUGCAGAUAACAAGAGCAGAUAUCACACAACCACUUGGUAUUAAUGACUGAGUGAGAUCCGGCAGCGAUCUCUACAUUUAAUACAACUCCUAUGGGAAAGACUUCUGUGCUGUUGGAGUGAGAGGAUGGCGGGAUCGGAUUCUCACAUCGUUCAGUUCACAUGAAGACUGACACGGGCUACUGGCAGGAGAUGAUGUGAAUGCUCUAAUUGGAUUGGUUCAAAUGGCAAAGUCUCAUUUUACAGGGUAACAGGGUAAUAGUUUUACUAUUUGUCAUUGUAUCGUGAUAUUCUGUGUCAUGCAUUGGAAAUUUUUCUUUGUUAAUGAUUAUUUUCCAUAUUUAUAGUUUAAUUGUUCUUCACUUUGUAUCAACAUGCAUUGAGGCUGCUCUUCCAAUGAUUAUGUUUGAGUAAACAUAUUAUUUUACACAAUUCAGAAUUAACUUAAACUACCUAAGCUAUUUUACAUUAUUUUCAUGCACUAGUAUUUCUUAAAUUUAAACCAUACAUGACAGAUUUCCAAUCAUUAUAUAUCAUGAGAGGCUUUAAACUUGAAGCCAUAUUUUACUUGCUAAAUAACACUGGCCACGUAAGGAACCUGUAACUAAAAGCAGCUUUUACUGCCUGCACUAAUAUCUGACAUGUAAACAAUAUUUCAACCUGACAAAAUCUAUUUACUCUGUAAAUUGUUAUUUUGUUUGGCCAUUACAUUCACGGUGACAUACGGUGUGUGAAAAUGUCUCAAGGCAAAUAUUUGACGUGGAGCUUUUUUGAUUUGAGCUACUUAAUUAUAACAUAAUUAAGUAAUGUUUUUCAAAUUGCCUCACAAUGUAAAUAAAGUGUUUUGAAAUUGAUGUAAUGUAAUAUUGCAUUGAGCACUGUCUACUGUACAUACACAUGUCGUUACAUCUUUACGUUUGAUAAAAACAUGGACUGUAAAA